Messenger RNA from Asterias rubens (European starfish), 1655 nucleotides. RefSeq names its product sperm-tail PG-rich repeat-containing protein 2-like. The transcript has 13 exons. Lineage: Eukaryota; Metazoa; Echinodermata; Asteroidea; Forcipulatida; Asteriidae. The record is from RefSeq and is a predicted model, not a curated record. Bases 1 to 1536 code for a protein of 511 amino acids.
AUGGAGACUAUAAUGGAGUUAUUGUCAAGAAAAGCUAAGAUGGAAGGAAACGAUGAUCAGGAUGAGCAAGAAGGAGAAGAUACAUCUUGCAAUGACAGAAAACAUCGAAUACAACUUCACCGGACAGCUAUGGGAGAGUACAUCAUUCCCAAGGACGGAAAGCCACUCACUCAGCUAGCCAUCCCUCUGCCCGGACCAGCUGACUACGAACCUAAAAUCGACAUCACCAGGAAAACUAGACCCCACUUUUCAAUUGUUGGGAGAACCAAACGAAUGAAAGAUCCAACAAUCCCCGGUGCUGCUGACUACAAUACGUCGGGAGAUUUAAUUUGGAAAGACAAGAAGAAGACUUUCAAAGACAAAGGGAAGACGUGCCCGCACGGAACAACGCCAACACACCACCUGACGUGCAGCAUUGGCCCAGCGGGCUACAGGGUGACCCACACAGACACCGGUAAACAUGCACCGAAGAUCAGCAUCGCGUCACGGCACAUAGAGGGCGUAAAUGUUGGACAUCCGAACUGUCUCGUACAGCCGGUCGACACACAUGGUGUACAGACACCAGGCCCAAACAGCUACAAUCCCGAGACGGAUCUCCUCAACAAAGGAAUUCACAAAUCCUUUGGUAUAGGCAGGAAAAUCGGUAAUAAGACUCUGGGUACCGGACCGGCUGGUUAUACAAUACAGGAAGGACAGCAGGGACCAGCCUACUCUCUAUCGAAGAGGCUUCCCGCCAAAUGGCAACAAGUGACGGACUACCCAGCACCAAACGUUUAUGAUGUUGGAACUACAAUAGGCAAAGGCGUUGCCAUGGCGAUCAGAAGCCGCCAACCUCUAGAACAGAAAUACUGGGUUCCAAGUCCAAAUACGUACACCCUGAGAGAUCCGCUGAAGAAUUCAAAAGCAGCAUUUGCCAGCAUCACCUACCGGCCAUUCUCACCAACACUGAAGACCUGGCCAAGUCCUGCGCACUACAAACCCUCCGAUGGUAAUUUACCGAAAGCCUCCAAGUUUUCAUGCAAGAAAUUCUGCAAACCAUGUUUUCCUGAUAUACUACAGUACCCCGUGCAAGCGCUUGAUCCUACACCGGGACCAGGAACCUACCACAGCGAGAAGAAGUUCACUGAUAACGAUAACCCAGCCUACUCCAUGGGGUCAAGACCAAAGCCAAAGACGAAUGACGUACCCGGGGCAAACCAUUACAAAAUUCGCGUCAACCACCGACCAGAUGGAAAGAAGGCGCCUGACUUCUCCAUGGCGAAACGCUGCUACCCGCCCAACAAGAACGAGAAUCCAGGUCCCACAGUAUACAACCCAACUCUUGACACUAACGACGGGCCUAAAUAUAGCAUGACCAAGCGAUGGAGUAAAACCACAAAGAAAGCCUCCCCCGCUCCUAACUCUUACGACGUCACGAAUGGCCAGACGAGGAAAGGACGCUCAACUGGACCAUUAGCAACGGUCAAAGGUCGAGCUUCGUCAUACCUAUACGCGGGAUAUGCCUUGCAGUCGUCCGUUAGGCUGUAUGAUUCUUAAAGGGCCUGUAUACGACUCCAAAAAUUCAUGGCAGCUGUGACGUACUUGGCUAUUACUAAGAAGUACAGCAACUUUUUUGAUAUUAUAGUGCAUUCUGAGAAAACUGUCACUUUAAAUUA